AAUUUGCCAUAUUAUGUCAUGUGAUGUACAUAAGUGCUUUCAUGAAAACACAUCUUUAGAUAAUCCCAGCUGAUUAUUCCUCUGUGUAAACAUGAGGUUAUCCUGUUAUCAACAGAAAUUUGAUAUGGUGAGAGAUAUAUGUUUACACUUGAUUGGUCAGACCUCACUUGACCAGGCAAGGAAGAAAUGCCACAAGUGUAUAAUUGUAUAUUAUUUCAUACUAAUAAAGACAACUUACAAACACAAAGGAGUUGCCCAAGUGAGAGGAAAACAUCAUAUACUACCAGUGAUAUUUUCAGUUAUAUGAAUGAGAAAGAAAUUGACCAUUUCAAUUUAGUUAAGGUUGACUUGAGAAGGGAUUUAAACUCUUGCUUCAUUUGUAUUUUAUCAGAGUGUUGUGUUGAAGCGAUAAAAUGUACAUAAUGGACUAACAAGAUCUUGUGUAAAUAGAGGUCAAUAGUUACAACUGACCAUAUACAGCUGACCACUCACAUUUCAUAAUUCCACAGGAUGACGUAGUGGACCUGGUCUAGACAAAUAAGCCUCGACUGUCAGGAAGAGGCAUAUUUACAUGGAAAGAUGUGAACUUCGUAGAAUCUAUCACUUAUUCAUGGACACUUCAAAACAUGGCUUUUUGAUGGUAUAUACAAGAUGAUAGGGAAGAUAAUAGGACAAGUUAAACACCUACAGCUUGUGAGAUGAAGUUAAUGCCAAGAUUUCUUCUUUUGUUGUUUUUGCUAUCAGCACUGACCAUGUUAUUUGUUGCAAAGUGUGGCUUACAUAUUGACCUAGAAUCUAGUCAAACAGGUUUGCCAAUACCUGACCAUGAUCAUAUUAAAUCUAGGGAAUUAUUUAGUGAUGUUAUAGAAGAAACUGAAAAAAAGUACCAAAAUAAAAUCGAUGAACUUCAAGAAAAAAUAACCGCAUUGGAAAAAUCUAUCAGGGACCAAACUAUGAAAAUGCAAAAUGUCUCAAGUCCGAAACCUAGUCCGUCCGAAAUAAUAAUUGAAGGUGUUAGCGAUGUGACCUUUAACCAGGUUAAUGUAUCAGGUGAAAUGCAACAGUAUUUUGAAGAAAAAUUAAAAGCAGCUGAGAUUUUACAUGGCGUUGAAAUGAAAUCAGAAUAUGAAAUAACAGCAUUUAAUAGAUUUACUAUAAACCGUAUUUAUCUUGUUGACCCUGGAUUAGGGAAAAGGGUCGUUGAAAAACCCAUAGGUCUAAAACGGAGGGAUUUACAUGAAGUCUUAACGUUUGCUAUUAAUAUUUUGAACAAACAGAGACCAAUGGAGUCUAGACAAUUUAGUUUUAGUGAUUUUGUCGAGGGUAUUUAUAGGACACAUUCGACCUCAGGGACUCAUUAUGAAUUAUUUUUCCGAAAUUUAGACUUUUUGACCGAUAAAAGUAGAUAUACGAAAGUUGUUAUAAUGAGACCAUUUGGACCACUGUUUUCUGUUUCCACAACUCAAGUUAAUACUGGACAGGAAUGGAUAAAUUUAAUUUUGCCGCUUAAAAAUCGCCUAGAUUCUUUUCUGCAAUUCAUGACAAGGUUUGAAGAAACAGUUAUUGCAAAAGAUAAAAGAGUUUUCUUAACUGUUGUAUAUUUUGGGAAUGAUGGUUUAAUGGGAGCUAAAAAUAUUAUGUCUGCAACAGCAAAAAACACAGGAUAUAAACAUUUGCGACUGGUAAAUUUAAAUGAAGAUUUCUCCCGAGGCCGUGGAUUGCAAGUUGGAGUUCAGAAUUGGAAGAAUGGGGAUGUAAUAUUAUUCCUUUGUGAUGUUGACAUUGUUUUCUCACUUGAAUUUUUAGAACGGUGCCGUCUCAACACAGAAAGAACAAAAAAAGUUUAUUACCCCAUUGUGUUCAGUCUGUAUAAUCCUAAAGUAGUUUACACAUUGCAAGGAUAUCCUAUUCCUCAAGAAAAAGACCAACUCGUUAUUUCAAAACAAAGUGGAUUUUGGAGAGACUUUGGCUAUGGAAUGACUUGCCAGUAUAGAUCUGAUUUUCUCAUGACCAAAGGAUUUGAUGAAACUUUUAAUGGAUGGGGUGGUGAAGAUGUUGCCUUGUAUAAAAAAUAUGUCCGUAGCCACUAUAUGGUAAUGCGAGCCACUGAUCCAGGCAUUUUCCACUUGUGGCAUGAAAAGUAUUGUGACCCAAAACUACCUACGGAACAUUAUGAGGGGUGUAUUAGAUCAAAAGCAUUAUCUGAAGCAUCUCAUUCACAGCUUGGAUUUUUAGUAUUUAAAGAUGAAAUGAAAAAUCGUCAAAUCCAAACUAAUUUUUCACUCAGGAAUAAUAAUACAAUAGUAAGAAGAUGACCAAUAAAAUAAAGUGGGUUUUUUUCAAAAAA
Molecule: messenger RNA, 2347 nt
Organism: Mytilus californianus (California mussel)
Lineage: Eukaryota; Metazoa; Mollusca; Bivalvia; Mytilida; Mytilidae
Product: chondroitin sulfate N-acetylgalactosaminyltransferase 2-like
Exons: 6
Coding region: 699-2315 (538 amino acids)
Cellular component (GO): Golgi cisterna membrane
Molecular function (GO): glucuronosyl-N-acetylgalactosaminyl-proteoglycan 4-beta-N-acetylgalactosaminyltransferase activity
Source: RefSeq, a predicted model, not a curated record